Macrosteles quadrilineatus (aster leafhopper) is the source of this 472-nucleotide messenger RNA. Its product is annotated as probable RNA-binding protein EIF1AD. Gene Ontology annotation, molecular function: RNA binding; translation initiation factor activity. Gene Ontology annotation, biological process: translational initiation. Gene Ontology annotation, cellular component: nucleus. Lineage: Eukaryota; Metazoa; Arthropoda; Insecta; Hemiptera; Cicadellidae. The transcript is spliced from 2 exons. The record is from RefSeq and is a predicted model, not a curated record. Bases 1 to 408 code for a protein of 135 amino acids.
AUGUCAACCUCGUCAUCCACAAAACGCAAGCACGUCUACUCGGAGCUGCUUCAACCGGAACUCAGAGUCCCCAGGGAGAAUCAGCAGAUCGUGCGAUUGACGGGAGGAAGGGGAAACCACCUGCACGACGCUGAAACACCAGAAGGUGACAAGUUCAUCGUCAGCAUGCCUACCAAGUUCCGCAAGAGUGUGUGGGUGAAGCGAGGCGACUAUGUACUAGUAGAAAGUAUCCCUGAAGGCGAUAAGGUCAAAGCAGAAAUUGUUACCGUGUUGACCAAAGAUCACAUUAGAUUCUACAAGAAUCAGAAGUGCUGGCCAGACCAGUUUGAGGAAAAGAGUAACUCUUUUAGCGUCCAGCCGAGGUACGAAACAUCGUCCUCAUCAUCUUCCACUUCUGACGAAGACUGAAGACUAAUCUCGUUGUUUUGUACAAAGUUAUACAUUUUCUACCAUAAAGUUUUGUAUUAAUGCA